AUGGACGUGGUGAUUAUUGGCUCCGGUAUUAUCGGCCUUCUAUCGGCUCUCACUCUUACCGAAGCUGGGUACGCAGUGACUAUUAUUGCACGCGACUUACCGGGAGACGAGACCCAGGACUGGGCGAGCCCUUGGGCAGGGGCGGCCAUACUCCCUCACCCAGAUGCGAAAGGGCAUUCCCUCCAGGUGGACACCUUCAAGUAUUACUGGGCUCUGGCACACCGAGAUCCUACUAGUGGGGUCCAAGUGGUCAAAGCAACCGAGUUUUACGAUGAUCGAGCGGACGAUUCGAGUAUUUGGUACAAGUAUCUUGUGCCGCACUAUCGCCGAAUCCCUACAGGCGAACUUCCGGGAGGUGCAACCGUAGGGUUCACUUUUCAUACCAUGACACUCAAUCCCGCAGUAUUCCUUCCCUGGAUCAAGAAAGAGUUGGAGGCUCGUGGGGUACGGUUUAUUCGCAAAGAACUCAAAUCCAUUGAAGAAGCCAAGAAGAUUACGGGAUGCGGCAUCGUUGUUCAUGCAUCCGGUCUCGGUGCUUUUCAUCUUGCAGGCGACAACGAUGUGGUAGCUAUUCGCGGACAAACAAUGUUCGUGGAAACCGACUUCGAUGAGCUCAUGAUGCUUCAAGGAUCGCAAUACACUUAUGUUAUUCCGCGAAUGUAUACGGGAGGUGCGAUCUUGGGUGGGGUGAGUCAGGAAGGGAAUUUAGCGCGCAAUGUAGACGAGGAUUUGCGACCUGAUAUUCUUGAAAGAACGAAGAAACUUUCCCCGGGGAGUUUUGAUUCUGUGGACUUGAAGACAGACAAUAUCCAAAACAUUGUCGCUUUUCGACCCGGGAGAAAGGGGGGAUAUCGCCUUGAAGGAGAGGGGAAGGUGGUGCACGCAUAUGGGUUCGGCAGCCUUGGAUAUGUGUACAGCUAUGGGGUGGCCUUGAAAGUUCGGGAUUUGGUGAAAUCGUUGGCCCAAGGCAAAAAUAUGCAUAGAAGUCAUCUUUAA
This is a messenger RNA of Penicillium lagena, 996 nucleotides long. Its product is annotated as FAD-dependent oxidoreductase. Bases 1 to 996 code for a protein of 331 amino acids. Lineage: Eukaryota; Fungi; Ascomycota; Eurotiomycetes; Eurotiales; Aspergillaceae. Gene Ontology annotation, molecular function: FAD binding; D-amino-acid oxidase activity. The transcript is spliced from 3 exons. The record is from RefSeq and is a predicted model, not a curated record.